Molecule: messenger RNA, 4884 nt
Organism: Mesocricetus auratus (golden hamster)
Lineage: Eukaryota; Metazoa; Chordata; Mammalia; Rodentia; Cricetidae
Gene: Rgs3
Product: regulator of G protein signaling 3
Exons: 19
Coding region: 213-2141 (642 amino acids)
Biological process (GO): signal transduction
Cellular component (GO): plasma membrane; nucleus
Molecular function (GO): protein binding
Source: RefSeq, a predicted model, not a curated record
CAUGCCUCCCUAAGAUCUACAGGGCACUUUCUUAGUUACUGACUGAUGGGGUGUGACUCAGCCCACGGUGGGUGGUGCCAUCCUGAGGCUGGUGGCCCUGGGUUCUGUAAGAAAGCAGGUUGAGCAAGCUGUGAUGAGUGGACCAGUGAGCAGCAUCCCUGCUUGGCCUCUGCCUCAGCUUCUGCCUCCAGAUUCUGCAGUGAUGGACUUUGAUGUGGACUCAUAAGCCAUGUCUGCAGCACUUUGGAACCCAGUUCCCUCUUUGCACCCAUUAUUUGAAGCUAGAGCUGUCCGUUUUCUUUGGCUGGAUGGAGUGUCCACAGCGGCACACUUCCCUGUCCAGAAAAGAUGCCUGCACCCAGACCUACCCACCUAGGAGGAGGAUCCAGCGUGCCCAGGUCCAGGGUGCAGGUCAGCUGAAGCUGUUCAUCAGUGCCCAGGACCGGGUUCUGCUGCUGCACAUUAUAGAAGGCAAAGGCCUGAUGAGCAAAGAGCCUGGCAUCUGUGAUCCCUAUGUGAAGAUUUCGUUGACCCCGGAAGACGACCAGCAGUGCUGUCGGGUGACACAGACCAUUCCAGACUGCAGAGACCCAGCUUUCCAUGAGCACUUCUUCUUUCCUGUCCCGGAGCAGGGUGAUCAGAAGCGUCUUCUGGUGGCUGUGUGGAACAAGGCCAGUGAGACCAGGCAGCGUGCACUCAUCGGCUGCAUGAGCUUCGGGGUGAGGUCCCUCUUGACUCCGGACAAGGAGAUCAGUGGCUGGUAUUAUCUGCUAGGGGAAGACCUGGGCCAGACAAAGCACCUCAAGGUGGCUAGGCGGCGGCUCCGGCCCCUGACAGAUGUGCUGUUGAGAAUGCCAGGAGACAGGGGCCCUGAGAGUGGGGAGAAACUCCAGAUCACUAUCCGGAGGGGCAAAGACGGCUUUGGUUUCACCAUCUGCUGUGACUCUCCGGUCCGAGUCCAGGCCGUGGAUUCUGGGGGCCCAGCAGAGAGGGCAGGCCUGCAGCAGCUGGACACAGUGCUACAGCUGAAUGAGAGGCCUGUGGAGCACUGGAAAUGCGUUCAGCUGGCACACGAGAUCCGGAGCUGCCCUACUGAGAUCAUCCUGCUCGUGUGGCGUGUGGUCCCCCAGAUCAAGCCAGGGCCAGAUGGUGGAGUUCUGCGACGGGCCUCCUGCAAGUCCACACAUGACCUGCUGUCACCCCCUAACAAGAGGGAGAAGAACUGUACCCAUGGGGCCCCGUCCCGUCCCGAGCAGCGCCACAGCUGCCACCUGGUGUGUGACAGCUCUGAUGGGCUGCUGCUUGGUGGCUGGGAACGCUACACGGAGGUGGGCAAGCGCAGUGGCCAGCACACCCUGCCUGCACUCUCUCGGGCCACCACCCCCACCGACCCCAACUACAUCAUCCUGGCCCCGCUGAACCCCGGAAGCCAGUUGCUGCGGCCUGUGUAUCAGGAGGAGGCCAUCCCUGAAGAACCAGGGAUUACCACUAAAGGGAAAUCGUACACCGGCCUGGGCAAGAAGUCCCGGCUGAUGAAGACAGUGCAGACCAUGAAGGGCCACAGCAACUACCAGGAUUGCUCAGCCCUGAGACCACAUGUCCCGCAUUCAAGCUACGGCACCUAUGUCACCCUGGCCCCCAAAGUCCUGGUGUUCCCUGUUUUUGUGCAGCCCCUAGAUCUCUGCAACCCUGCCCGGACACUCCUGUUGUCAGAAGAGCUGCUGCUGUAUGAGGGGAGGAACAAGGCUUCCCAGGUGACACUGUUUGCCUACUCAGAUCUGCUGCUCUUCACUAAGGAGGACGAGCCAGGCCGCUGUGAUGUCCUGAGAAAUCCCCUCUACCUCCAGAGUGUGAAGCUACAGGAGGGUUCCUCAGAAGACUUGAAAUUCUGUGUGCUGUACCUGGCAGAGAAGGCAGAGUGUUUGUUCACUUUGGAGGCUCACUCACAGGAGCAGAAGAAGAGGGUGUGCUGGUGCCUGUCGGAGAACAUCGCCAAGCAGCAACAGCUGUCCUCGUCGCCCCCAGAGAGGAAGAAACUUCACCCUUACGGCUCUCUCCAGCAGGAGAUGGGGCCAGUCACCUCCAUCAAUGCCACCCAGGAUAGAAGCUUUGCCUCAUCAGGACAGACUCUGAUUGGCUGAGCAAGCCCAAGGGCGGGACUAUGCUUCUGGCAACUUAACCCUUUUGGGGCUUCCCCUACCACACAGUAACCUCAUCUCAACUGGACCCAAACCGGAAGACCAAGAUGGUGGGCCUAGGGGCGUCUGGAGGGAGUGGUCCCAAGGGUAUGUGUGGACUGGCAGCAGGAGGAGCAGUGGUGUGAGAGACCCUGUGGGCUUGUGCAGAGUGGUACCCAGAAAUCCUGGAUGGAGAAGAUUCUGAAGCAAGCUCCCUUCAAGCAGAAGGAAGCUGAAUGUCACCUGGGCACAGCAGGAAAGAGGGAGAGGUCACUCUAAUGGAGGACAAUGCCUGUGACCCAUUCCUGUCAGAAGAUGUCUCACGUUCCCAUUCCUGUUUUAUCUGGACACAUUUACUUCUUCAGUGGAUACUGGGGGCAUCUCCUUUGUGCAUGUCUCUGCUAAGGGAGUCUGUGCUCCCAUCAAGAUUACAGUCUUCCCAGUCCUGAUAGGGAGAGAACAUUAAAUAAAUUGACACCAGUCGGUGAUCAUACACUGGCAGAGUCUGUAUAGAACCAUCACAGAUGUGUUCAGAGAGCGCAUCGUGUCUAGUUGUUAUGUGUGAGGGUGAUGCGCAAGGGUGUAGCUUAUAAGCCGUGUGCGCCGAGGCCUAUGGGAUGGGAAGGAGCCAGCCAGCCCAAGACCUUAGAGAGAGCAUUCCAGGCAGUGGACACAGCCCGGGAAGGGAUGAGAAGGAGGGACCAUGAUGUGCUGAGGACUAGAGGGGGUUAGUAUGGCUGCAGCUUUGUGAGGAGGAAGAUGGAGCCAGGCCAGGCCACACUACUUGGGACAUAAAUGGUGAUUGUUUGUUGAUUCCUACAUGCAGUAGGGAGCCAUGGAAGGCUUUUGGGGAAGGUUGUCAUAGACCCCUCAAGUGUGUGUCUACAAGAUAAGAUUGCAGCUAAGAAGGGCCCAGUGGGUGUGAGGCUGGUUAGGGCUCCCCUUCAGGCCUCCAGGUCAGGGAUGAUGGUGACUUGUUCUAGAGGGUGCUGGGAUAGUGGUAUCGGAAUGUGGGGUAAGGAGGGGUGACUUGCUUAACCCCACCUGCCCUCACACUCCACUGAGUCUUGCUGUCUCAGUGAUGUGUUGUUUAAGGCCUCCCUCAUAAAAAAUACCCUUCUGGUCAGUCCAGAGCUAGGGCUAGUGCUGAGCUUUUGGGAAUGUCCAUGCCAGUGUAACAAUGAAGCUUCGUUUUUUUCCCAAGGUGGGAAAGUUCAUACUUGCCCUGCCCUGAGGCUCCAUAGAGAUCAUCUGUGUUAGUACUAACUCUCAUGCAGAGGGGUAUAGAAGAAAGCCUGGGCUUACACUCAGAGAACUGCCCCUUCCUCCCUCUCUCCCUCCCUCCCUCCCUCCCUCUCCUCCUCCUCCUUCCUCCCCACUCUUUCCUCUUCCUCCUUCCUCCCUCUCCCUCCUCCUCCUCCUCCUUUGCUUUCUAUGGGACUUCUAAGGGCCAGGGUCCAGGGACCAGGGCUAGAUGUUGCUCAGCAACCUUCACAGAGACAGAGCAAAAGGUAGCCUGUCCAGGGCCAGUGAUGGGAGCUAGGCCUACUCCCUGUCCACCUACCUGGGGCUCUGGGCUGGACAGCUCGCACAGCCAUCCCUAACUGCAAAGAUCUAGCAGGACAGAAUCCUAAGCUGUAGAUUAGAGAGGCAUAGGCUACAUGCUAGGGGGUAUUUGCAUGUCUAGGUACUGGGGCUCAGAGACAGAAAACUGCAGUGAUGGCCAGGGCCAGAGAUGCCUCCGACCUUAGUCAUUUAGCUUCUUAAGGAAGAUCCUUGUGCUCUUAUGAGUUUGCUAAACUGCCAGGGUCACCUGAACCCCUAGACGGUGACCCCUUAUUUUCUCUUCCUUCUAACAUAGGAAGAAUGGGACCCUGUUGAAUUAUCAGUCUAAUGGGAAAUGGGGUGAAUCUGCAGUGUGGAAAGAUGCUGCUUGGCCUGGUACAGGGAUAUGUAGCACCAUGCUGCCAGCAAUGAUGGGCCUGCAGGUCUGUGCAGACAGCAAAUGACACUCUCUUCAUUUGAUUCUCUUACCUAAUGACCUUAAGGGGACCAUGAGGCACAGGAGAAUCGCCAGUCUGGGAAAUCAACAAUCUUGUCUCUCCUGGGUCUGAGGACCUCCCUCCAUCCAUCAGCUAGGUACAGAAGACAAGAUCUCUUGGCUGAAAAACGGAGAAUCUGAACGUAACACCCAUCCCCAGGGAAGGGCUGUUCUCCCUGAUAAGCCCCUGAGUAGGGCAGAUUCUCUCAUCCAGUUCCCAGGCCUGCUGGCUGAUGAAGAAGAGAGCAGGCACUCCUUGCAGGUUCUGGGCGAGCGUGCUCAGUGGCAAGCUCACCAUAGUCCUGAGCCACAGUGCCAUGACUAUCUUGCCUCAUGAAUCAAUGCGACAGUUAAUUUGGUGUCACUGGCCCUGAGAAGAUGAAAUAUGACCUGAUGGCCACUACUCUUCAGUCCAUCCCAGCUGUUCAAGAGAAUGAACAAGCUCUCGACACUGCCGACACUGCCUCGGAGAGUCCUAAUCACGGGAAACAUGGCUGGGCUCCUCCCUGCCACAUAAAUCACACUAAGAAGCACACAAUGACCUCUUUCCUGAUGGGCCAAUUGUCUUGGGUGGUGUCUUUGGUCCCAGAGCUGGGAGGAUGGGAGCACAACUGCUUUAUUGUAGUAAGGCCAUCUGUGAGAUUUGAAUACAAAGCGCCCCUUUCA